Molecule: messenger RNA, 731 nt
Organism: Humulus lupulus (European hop)
Lineage: Eukaryota; Viridiplantae; Streptophyta; Magnoliopsida; Rosales; Cannabaceae
Exons: 2
Coding region: 127-354 (75 amino acids)
Source: RefSeq, a predicted model, not a curated record
UCGAUUGUCACCGUCUCGAGCCGUAGUAACGAAAGAACCACGAAACCAGGGUUGAAGAGAGAGAGAGAAGGUCGAGAUCUCGACGAACGACGUCGUAUUUUGGCCCAGAAAGAGAGAAGGAUCAACAUGAAGGCUUCAGGAACUCUGGUGGCCUCGGUGUUGGCGGCGUCCACCAUGGUUUUCGGCUCCUCCACCGGAGGUCGUGAUGUUUCUCUGGACUCUUCUUCGAAUCAGGACUUUUCUUCGUCCUCGGGAAGAAAAAACUAUCCCAAAACGACGUCGGAGAACGAGAAAUUCUCCCCAAGGUUCGACGGCUUGAGGUUCAUAGAAACGUUGGUCACAGCUCACAGAUAAGCUCGGCUCGGCUCAUACUUGGCUUAAGGCCGACGUUUCUAACUAUACUUUUUUUUUUGUUUGCAUCUUUUAGAAAAAGGAGCUAUUUUUAAUUAAUUUCGUGUUUAAAAAACACUAAUGGAAGAGUUUUGGUCGUUGUGGUACUAAAAAUCGCAACCCAGUUUUGCCGUACAAGUGAUUCGAAUCGUGUUUGGUCGUCUAAUUUAAUUUCCUUUUAUAUUUAAAAACGACAUUUUCUUACUUUGUGGUUGAAUUUUAUUUGUCUGUGUUGAUUGUCGUUUAUUAAGGAGUUGAUUAGCUGUAAUGGCGAAAUUAAUUACUUCACUGUACACCUGAUUUAAUUAUAAUCAUUUUAAUAUGUCUAGAUUUAGCUGCCA